UCAUUUGGUUUGGACUGAGACCAACAGGACAGGGUAUAGUUAAAUUGCAAGAAGCAGCCCCUACGGGAAUAAAACCGACAAAUCGUUAAACCUCGGAGCCAGAUAUUCAGAGCGGGUCCCACCGAUGAUGGAUACUGGCGGAGGAGGCGGAGCAUCGUCACCGACAGCCACCAUGUCGCGGUGGAAGUUUGCGGCGUGGCGGCAGUUCCAGCACCUGCUGGAUAAAUCGACGCCGCACGUGGGACGCCGGUGGCUGGGGUUCGCGGCGGUUGCGCUUUUGUACGCGCUGCGCGUGUACUUGGUGCAAGGCUUCUACGUCGUUUCGUACGGCCUCGGCAUAUACAUCCUCAACCUUCUGAUAGGGUUCCUCUCCCCUCAGGUGGACCCCGAGACCGUGAUUCUCGACGCCGACGUCCCCACCCUCCCCUCCACCGCUUCCGACGAAUUUCGUCCCUUCGUUCGCCGCCUCCCCGAGUUCAAGUUCUGGUACUCAAUCACGAAGGCAUUUUGCAUUGCUUUUGUGAUGACUUUCUUUAGUGCGUUUGAUGUUCCUGUGUUCUGGCCAAUACUCCUCUUCUACUGGGUGGUCCUAUUCUCACUUACAAUGAGGAGACAGAUAUCUCACAUGAUUAAAUACAAAUAUUUACCGUUUUCAUCUGGAAAACAGCGCUAUGAUGUAAAGAGAGCACCACCAGAAAUCACAAGCCUUUCAGAGGACUGAAAUUUUCAGAUGGAGCAAUCUGAGGAUUUGAUGGAAGUUGAAGAAAGUUGCUUUUGAGGUCUUGUAUGGACAACGGGAUGUCUGAUUUCCAUUUGAGAAAUUGUUUAGACUUUGGGCGUCUUGGAUGUUCUUACGCCCUAGUAAAAGAUUCAGUUUAGGGAGAUAUAAUUGGAGUUUCUAAGGGCUCUUUCUUUUACUCCUUUACUUUCUAUUUCUUUCUAUAUAGGUGGGCUAAUGGCUCUUGUUCUUGAAUUAGUACUAGUAGUCAAAUAACGAGAAUUUUAGAUAGCUAGCUUGUGUAGAAUGAAAUCUUUUUCAUUUCUUACAAUGAAGUUAUACCGAUCUAUUUUUUUUA
Messenger RNA from Glycine soja, 1076 nucleotides. RefSeq names its product protein RER1A-like. The transcript is spliced from 4 exons. The coding region runs from base 125 to 721 and encodes 198 amino acids. NCBI's taxonomy places the organism in Eukaryota, Viridiplantae, Streptophyta, Magnoliopsida, Fabales, Fabaceae. Gene Ontology annotation, biological process: protein retention in ER lumen; retrograde vesicle-mediated transport, Golgi to endoplasmic reticulum. Gene Ontology annotation, cellular component: Golgi membrane. The record is from RefSeq and is a predicted model, not a curated record.